GCAGUCUGCCACUGACGCCGGCUGGCGGCAACCGCCUCCACCUUUCAGUCUAUAUAUCGCGAAAUGUUAUCGUGAAUAUUUCAUGACACUCUCAGUAUUUGCUUUCAUGGGUUAUGUGUGGUGAAUCAUUCCAAAAUGAAAAGGGAGGAUUCUCAGUCCUGCGCGGAAAGAAGUGGGCCAAGGCCGUCGCGUUCCCUCAUGGACAGUGUGUCGUCAGAUGAAGGACCGGAGACAGAGCAACUGCUCCGUUCGCAGCUGCCGCCCGCCGUGGUGGCCGCUGCGAGUCGGCGACGUGAAUCCCUAACUGCGCCUCCUUCGCCUACUGACUCCCGCAAGAAACGCGACCAUCGGCAUCAUUACAGAAAUCACUUGCAGCAUCUCAUUCACUGGCGGGAUAUAUGGGGCGGAGAACCUCACAACCAUAAGGGUCAUGAGAGCCUUCACCGCAGCGAGUCGAUGGUGUCGCUGGCGUGCUUCAAGACGCUAUCGCAGCUGGCGACCGGCGACACUAGCGCCACCGCAGAGCUCCAGCAGUUCCUUAACACUAACAAGAAUGUCAAUGUGGACGAUCGGGACGAGAAUGGCACAACAGCGCUCAUGUGUGCGUGUGAAAGCGGACGGGCGGCCGCGGUUCGACUUCUACUGGGAGCGAACGCGGACCCGGCCGCAGCGGAUGCGGACGGAUGGACGCCCCUGGCCUUCGCGGCUCGCGGAGGACAUCUCUCCAUUGUGAAGGACUUGAUAGACGCCGGAGCCAAAGUAGACUCGAGGGACUGUGGUGGAUGGACCCCUUUGAUGUGGGCUUCGUAUAAGGGACACGAGGAAGUGGUGGCGUACCUUCUGGAGAAGGGGGCCGAUGUACAUGCGCAUGGCAAUUAUAAUAUUAAUUCAUUAGUAUGGGCGGCGGGCCGCCGCCACAGUGGGGUGGUACAGCGGCUACUAGCAGCGGGGGCUCGACCGAACUCCUGUGACAAAUACGCCACUUCGGCGUUGACAUGGGCGGCCCGGGCGGGCGACGUGACUGCGUGCGCCGCUCUACUGCGCGCUGGCGCCGAUCCCAACACCGCGGGCAUGUAUUGCUGGACUCCGCUGUUGCAAGCCACGCAAGGAAAUCACUUUGAAAUAGUGCAAAUGCUACUAGAACACAAGCCUAACGUGAACGCAUUAGAUAAGGACGGCUAUACCGCGUUGGCUAUAGCUUGCAAAGAGGGGUACUACGACAUCGCGGUUGCUCUGAUCAAUUCUGGGGCCUACAUUAACGUUCAGGAUCACUCGAAAGACACGCCCCUUAUCCACGCGGUCAAAGGUGGUCAUAAGAACAUAGUGGAGGCUUUAUUGAAGAAACAUGUGGAUGUAGAUUUGCCGGGAAAAGAGAAGAAGACUCCAGUCUACACAGCGGUGGAGAAAGGACAUGUCGCCAUAUUGAAACUGCUGCUAGCGUCUAACCCGGAUUUGGAACAUAGUACUAUUAGUGGCGACACUCCUCUCAUGCGCGCAGUGCGGUCUAGGAAUGCGGAAAUGGUGCAACUGUUAUUAGAGAAGAAGGCGCGAGUGAACGUGGCCGAUAAUCGCGGCGACACCGCCUUGCACGUGGCCAUGAGAGCGCGCUCUAAGCAAAUAGUGGAAAUCCUCCUAAGAAAUCCAAAGAACAGUCAACUUUUAUACAAACCGAACAAGCUGAAAGAGACGCCUUACAACAUUGACAUGAGUUACAACAAGACUAUUUUGGGGCAAAUCUUCGGCGCUCGGAAGUUAAAUACGAAUGAAGAUAAUGAAAAUCUCCUUGGAUACGAAUUGUAUAGCGCGGCGUUAGCGGAUAUGCUGUCGGAGCCAAGUCUGUCUGUGCCUAUCACAGUGGGACUGUAUGCACGAUGGGGCUCCGGAAAAUCGUUUUUGCUCAAUAAACUCAAAGAGGAGAUGAAGAACUUCGCUCGUCAAUGGAGCGAGACCGGCUGGUCGUGGUCUUGGGCCGUGUGGUGGAGCGCCUGGCACGCGGCGUUAGCCGUGGCUGCUCUAGCCGCCAUGGCCGGGGCGCCCGCCUACGUCGCCGUGGCGGUGUGCUUCGCGCUCUUCAUAGCCAUCUACCUGGCGUUCUACCUGCUCUGGUACAUGGGCAACAAAUAUGAAUGGUGGUGGGCUGGCGGCGUGCUGUCGGCCUUAGGACACAAGUUCAAUUCCUUGCUGCUGGUGCUUCAAGUCGUGUUCUGCCAUCCACCGGGCCCCAACGACCCUAGAGCCUUACCUGCCACGCCUAUCAAAUUCCACUUCACAGAAGGCAUGAAAAGCAGCACUGGACAAGAAGGCGACGCCAUGGUUGUCCAGAUGUUAAGUUCUCUGGCUGAAGCACUAGAGUGUCAGUACGGCCGCGUGUGUACUAGACUGGCUCGCGCCUUCAGACCCAAGCCCGUGUCCAGCACCUCCAGUUGGAAAUGGCGCCGCAUGUGCUGCAUCCCGCACAUUGUGACGUUCGAGUUGUGCUUCAUCUGCGCCGUGGUCGGGUUGUGUGUGCUCGUGCUGUUCCUCACGGACAAGGAGUAUGAUCAGCAGCGUCGCGACGUUCAGCAAGGACUGCUAGUAGGCGCUAGCGCCGUGGCCGGCGUGGCGUUGCUCGCCAACAUGUACACGCUGGCGCGCGUGCUCGCCGCGCUGGCGCUGCCGCCGCGCGCGCGGCUGCAGCGGGCCACGCGCCGCCGGAGGGACGCCGCCACGCUCGCGCUGCGGCCGGAGGUGCAGGCCUUGACGCGCAUGGUAUCCUGCCUAGACGCGUUCACUGGCCAACAAACUCGUCUAGUGGUGGUCGUCGACGCCCUGGACAGCUGCGAACAAGAGAAAGUUCUGGCACUCCUCAACGCGGUCCAUGCUCUGUGUUCCGACCCGAAGAGUCCAUUUAUACUACUGCUGGCUAUCGACCCUCACAUCAUAAGCAAGGCCGUGGAGAUAAACAGUCGCCGAGCAUUCUCUGAGAGUAACAUUGGUGGCUGGGACUACCUCCGCAAUAUGGUGCAGCUUCCCUUCUACCUCCAAAACUCAGCACUUCGGCGGGUGAAGACUGCGCAGUCGACAGCCGCUAGGCGCAUGCAGAACUUCACUGCGGACGAGUUUGGCGCUUCGCUACAAAGAUCUGUAUCCGCCCGCCGCUUGUCAUCGACAUCCGAACUGAUGUCGAGUCAAGAGCGCAUAAAGAACCAGCCGAACAAGGAUCCCAGCGGCGGGGGCGGGGCUGCGGCGGCCCGGGCGCGGAGACUCCGCCCCUCGGACUCCCUAGCUUCGUCCGUGGCGUCCGGGCUCCAUAGAGCGGUGCCCACGGGCGCCGCUGACUUGGGGAGGGUGCUGCUAACGGACGACUACUUCAGCGAUGUCAACCCGAGAAGCAUGCGGAGAUUGAUGAACGUGCUAUAUGUUACUGGUCGUUUACUGAAAGCGUUCCAAAUAGAGUUCAGCUGGUACCAGCUCGCGUCCUGGGUGAACAUGACGGAGCAGUGGCCGUUCCGCACCUCCUGGAUCAUCUACCAUCACGAGACCUACGAGGAUCAUAUUGAUGACUCCACUUCGCUUAAACAUAUCUAUGAGAAAGUAAAGCCUCAAAUAAGCAGCAUUCGCGAAGCAAGCACUCUAAUGGAGCUGGACCGCGACGAACGCAAGCUGGAAGUGUUUCUCAGCUUCCACCGCAGCACGCUCACCGCCGCAGACCUCAAGAUAUUCCUGCCCUUCACCAUCAACCUGGACCCGUACAUCAAGAAGGUGAUCAAAGAAGACCAGCUGCAAUCUGGCGCAGAGGAAGAGGCAGUGGUAUCGAACGCCAUGCCGUGGGGCGCAUCACCACACGGGGCGCACCAAAGGCAUCCCCACUCUAAAUUGUUCCCCAGGAAGCAUCGUUCGUCACCACCCAGCUCUUCAUCGCUGCCAGCUAACACGGUGGGUGCCGUGGGUCCCGUGGGUCCCGGCGGGGCACCGCUGUGGGUGGGGUGGGCCAACACGGGCCCCGGGUUCAUGCCCGCCGUGCCCACACAGCAACCGCAGCCGUAUCAACAGACCAAUCCAUACAAUAUGCUGAGGAUGGCUUUUCCGGGUUUGAGUGACCCGUCCAACAUCCGGCUCUCGCAGCUGAGCGUGGACGAGAUGUGCGGCGUGGCGCGGCAGGCGCUGGGCGGCGCGGGGCAGCUGGCCAGCGCGGCGCUGCGCCGCCAGCACGUGUGCGGGCUGGCGCUCGCCGUGUGUCGGCUGGCGGACCUGCAGCCGAUUCUGGAUCUACCGUUUGGCGAUUGGGAGCUUUUCAAGCUGCUUAUUACAAAUCUCCGGGAAUUAGAAGCCAACAUGCCGACGAGCGCACCCACCGUUACAGUGAUAUCAGACAAGGCGGCCGAAACGGAACCGGAUAGCGUGAAGCCCAGGGCGCAACUGGAGCACCAACGCAGCAGACCUUCCAAUGUGGAGAAACAGGUGACGUUAGAGGAGCAGAUGAUCUGCGGCGCCCUGCAGACCCUGAACGAAGAGGCCAUGGAGGACGUGCUGCAGUCGGAGCCCCCGCCCCCAGACGAGGAGAGCUCGCCGCCCGCCAGCCCGCCCGCGCCGCGCCGCGACGCCAUCCUCAAGAGCGGCUCCGUGCGGCGCCGCGACCCUCCCGCCGUCACCUUCAACGUCGAGAACGAGGAGGACUCGGACGACGACGGCCGCCUCGCCUUCACCGCGCGCCCCGGCCGCCGCGCGCGCCCCGCCUCCCUGCUCGGCGAGCUGCCCGGCGCCGCGCCGCUCUCGGCGGAGGACCCCGCCGACGGUAAGCUGCGCUCGCUGCGCCGCACUACAGACAUGCUGCGCAAGGUCAGCUCCGCCGAGCGCCUCACGCGGCUCAAGGACAAGAUGCUGUCGCGCGACCGCACGCCGCCGCGCUCGGACCCCAGCGACGACGAGUCCGCGCCGCUGGUGUCGCCGCCGGGCGCGCCGGGCCGCGCGGCCUCGUCGCCGGCGUCCCCGGGCGAGGCGCGCGUGCGCGUGGACGCGAGCGGCGGCUCGGGUUCGCCGCGCUCCGACGUCACGGAGCUGGAGUCGCCGCGCGCGGCCGACUUUGACCUGCUGCCGGCCGGCAAGCGCGGCGCGGGGCUGGCGCGGCACGACAGCGGCGGCUCGCUGGCCAUGGCGGAGCCCUACACCCUGCGGCUGCUGACGCACGGCACGUCAGACGCGGGCCGCGCGCUGUGGCGGCAGGACGCGCUAGACGCGGGCCCGCCGUGGCCCUGGGACGAACCCGACUCUGCCGUGUGAAGCCGGCCCGUGCCGACCGAAGAUCUAUCUUUUCGCGUUAUGAUAUACUCGAGAGCACUAAGAAAAAGCGCCCGUUUCAUGGCUAAUAUUAAAUAAGCGUAUUAAAUAAAUAUAGUAAAAGUUCCUUGAUCCGAACGAUUUAUGGCAUGAUGACGAAGUGUGACAAAGUCGCCUAAUAAUUAGGUAACCGCUUUUGACAAGCUUUCACUUUAACAAUAAGGAGUAGGAGUUACAGUAAAGUUUUUUGAAUUCUGACCGUAGAAUCAUCACUUCAGAAAUUGUAGUAACAAAUGUAGAUAGGUACUUAAUUUCAGAGAAGACAUCAAGGAUUAUUGUGCAUUUAAACAAAAUGACUAUAUCCAGGAUUGUGAUAUUAUAAUCAUAAGUAUAUUACAAUAUAUUUUGUUCC
Molecule: messenger RNA, 5668 nt
Organism: Amyelois transitella
Lineage: Eukaryota; Metazoa; Arthropoda; Insecta; Lepidoptera; Pyralidae
Gene: Arms
Product: kinase D-interacting substrate of 220 kDa B
Exons: 26
Coding region: 136-5259 (1707 amino acids)
Molecular function (GO): protein binding
Source: RefSeq, a predicted model, not a curated record